Molecule: messenger RNA, 1110 nt
Organism: Fusarium tjaetaba
Lineage: Eukaryota; Fungi; Ascomycota; Sordariomycetes; Hypocreales; Nectriaceae
Product: ADP-ribosylation factor GTPase-activating
Exons: 3
Coding region: 1-1110 (369 amino acids)
Biological process (GO): regulation of ARF protein signal transduction; regulation of endocytosis
Cellular component (GO): Golgi membrane
Molecular function (GO): GTPase activator activity
Source: RefSeq, a predicted model, not a curated record
AUGGCAUCCAAGGGCAUGUGGGAGGUCGAUCCCGAGACUCGGUCCAAGCUGGCCACCCUCCAGAAGGAAUCCAAGAACAAUAUCUGCUGCGAUUGCAAUGCGCCCUCUCCCCAGUGGGCGUCUCCCAAGUUUGGCAUCUUCAUCUGCCUCUCGUGCGCUGGUGUGCACCGAGGCCUUGGAGUCCAUAUUUCUUUCGUCAGAAGUAUUUCAAUGGACGCCUUCAAGUCAAGCGAAAUCGAACGAAUGCGACUGGGUGGCAACGAGGGGUGGAGGAACUUCUUUGAAGAGCAUGAGCAGACUAAGAUGAUGGGCAUCACAUGGGAAGACUCGACUAUUGCAGAGCGAUACAGUGGUGAGGUCGGUGAGGAGUGGAAAGAGAGACUGAGCUGCAAGGUUGAGGGCCGCGAAUAUGUCCCUGGGGCGAAGAAGCCUGUGUCUGCGCCCACGAAACCCGCGUCGCGAACAGGAACACCCAUGAGUGGUAGCUCGCGCCGCAAUGAGAGUCCUGCAGCGGCGUCAGGAGGUGGAGGCGGAGGCAAGGUCAAGGUGGAUGAUCAGUACUUCUCAAGGCUUGGAGCCGAUAACGCUGCACGGCCAGACCAUCUGCCACCUAGCCAGGGAGGAAAAUAUGCCGGAUUUGGAAGUACUCCUGCGCCCAAUUCUUCGGACAACGACCUCAACUUUGGUGAGAUACAGAAGGAUGCUGUCGCGACUCUCACCAGGGGGUUCGGCUGGUUCACAUCAACGGUCUCAAAGACCGCCAAGACUGUUAAUGAUGGCUACAUUCAGCCCACUGCUAAGCAGUUUGCUGAAGGCGACUUUGCUAAGCAAGCUCAACUGACCGCUUCCGCCUUCGCAAAGCAGGCUCAAGCAGCGGGCAAGAAUGCACAGGAGGGUUUCACCAGAUUCGUGGAAGGUCCUGAGAACCAGAAAAGUCGAGAAGCCCCCCUGGAUGAGAGCAAGAAAAGUUUUUGGGAUGAGUUCUCAAACUUGGCCGAUCAAAGACAACCCGCCAACAACUCAAUCGGCACAAGUGCUAUGGGAAUGGGCAAGAAGAGCACGGCGGCUCCUCCACCAAAGAAGCAGGACGAUGCAUGGGACGAUUGGUGA